CGCCCGCCUCACUCGAGUCACGUGUCAGCCAAAGAUGGCUGCGCUCGGAGUAGGUGAGCAAAGGUUGGAGUGAGCCCCAUCGUGGUCACCGAGGCCGGGUGGAGGCACCGACUGCUGUGAGGAGAGCAUAAGUUACUGGUAUCCCAGAAAAAAAGGUACCUAUUAUUUUAAGGCUCAAGAUGAAAAAUCAUGAACCAGAUGAUACUGUCAAGGAAGACUUAAUUUUCAAUAUCAUAACCAGAAAAAUUAACCAACUCCCAGAAGCAGAAAGGAAUCUGUUUGAACAUGGAUCAACAUAUGUUGGACUUAAUGCUGGUCUCUGUGGUCUAAUAGCAAAUAGUCUUUUUCGACGCAUCCUAAAUGUGACACAGGCUCGUAUAGCUGCUGGCUUACCAAUGGCAGUGAUCCCAUUUUUGACUGCGCACGUAUCUUACAAAGGUUUUGUAAGUUUACCUUUGAAUACAGGUGAUUUGAAUUGUGAAACCUGUACCAUAACACGGGGUGGAUUGGUUGGUUUCGUUUUUGGUGGUCUGUACCCUGUUAUCUUGGCCAUACCUGUGAAUGGUGGCCUAGCAGCCAGAUAUGAAUCAGCCCCGCUACCAGAGAAAGGAAACAUCUUAACUUACUGGACUAGAAUUUCUAAGCCUGUCUUUAGAAAGAUGUUAUUUCCUAUUUUGCUCCAGACUAUGUUUGCAGCAUACCUUGGAUCUAGACAAUAUAAGCUAAUUAUAAAGGCCCUUCAGUUACCUGAACCUGGCCUAGAAAUUCAGUGACUGUUAAACAAAUGUGUACACAAAAAUAAAAUUGUAAUGUAUGAAUAAGUGUCUAGUGUAUGAAUAAACGCAGACUUUUAAUCAUA
This is a messenger RNA of Zalophus californianus (California sea lion), 859 nucleotides long. It is a transcript of the gene TMEM126A, whose product is annotated as transmembrane protein 126A. Bases 180 to 773 code for a protein of 197 amino acids. Gene Ontology annotation, biological process: mitochondrial respiratory chain complex I assembly. NCBI's taxonomy places the organism in Eukaryota, Metazoa, Chordata, Mammalia, Carnivora, Otariidae. The transcript is spliced from 5 exons. Gene Ontology annotation, cellular component: mitochondrion. The record is from RefSeq and is a predicted model, not a curated record.